Messenger RNA from Uranotaenia lowii, 1752 nucleotides. RefSeq names its product myotubularin-related protein 9-like. The annotation marks the transcript as partial. Gene Ontology annotation, biological process: negative regulation of autophagy. Lineage: Eukaryota; Metazoa; Arthropoda; Insecta; Diptera; Culicidae. The record is from RefSeq and is a predicted model, not a curated record. The transcript is spliced from 4 exons.
AUCGACGGAACGCUGUGCAUCACCGGCCACUAUCUGAUCCUCAGCACCCGGAAGGAAGGGGCUCGAGAGCUGUGGCUUCUCCACCAGAACGUGGAUAUCGUUGAACGAAAGCCAAACAUCACCAACAACAUUUUGGAAGGUGGCGUUAUAAUUCUGAAAUGCAAAGACCUUCGAAUCAUCCAGCUGCGUAUCAACAGCCCCCAGGAGUAUUUCAACAUUUCCAACUCGAUAGAGCAGUUGUCGAAUCUGGAGGAAACGAAGAAGUUGUAUCCCUUCUUCUACAUUCCCAUGUACAGUGUGAUGCAGGACGGUCACACGGAGUACGCCGUCGAGACGGAAUUCGCGCGGCAACUCCGCGACCAGGACGAUUGUUGGAGGCUGUCCACCGUGAAUCAGGAUUUUCUCGUUUGUCCCAGCUAUGGGCAGAAGGUUGUGGUACCGAAAUGUAUUACGGACGAACAGUUAAUCCAAUCGGCUGCCUUCCGAGAUGGUGGUCGUUUUCCUGUCCUUGCCUAUAGACACUCGAAUGGGGCUGUGCUGUUUCGGUGUUCCCAGCCAUUGGCAGGACCCGGAGUGAAACGAUGCCGCGCCGACGAAGCUAUUCUGAACUCGGUUGUCGAACCGGGCGGUAAGAAGGGAUGCAUUUUUGAUACCUGGGGAAAAACAAAAUCCACCAACACAGAAGUCGAACCACAUUAUCCCCAGUGGAGGGUACUAAACAGACCCAUUGGACCCCUGUCCAGCUCGAUUUCCGUUCUCUUGGACAGUUUCUGUAAGCUGAUGGAGGCGUGCAACGAUCUGAACUCAAGCUCCGACAAGUGGCUUUCCCGGUUGGAUGCCUGCGGGUGGCUAAGCUACGUCUUGAAUGCGAUGAAUGUUUCCUGCACCGUGGCCCAGUGCUUAGCUAUGGAAGGUGUUCCGGUGGUGCUGCAUGGAGGCAAAGGACUGGACACCCCACUCAUCAUCAGCUCGAUAACGCAAAUCAUUCUAAAUCCCGACUGCAGGACAAUAAAAGGGCUACAAGCUUUAAUCUUUCGGGAGUGGCUUCAGGCCGGGUUUCCCUUUUCGACCCGGCACAAGCACUCUUGCUACACGCCUGCUUCGCAGCGCCACAAAACCUCGAGUGCCACGUUUGUUCUUUUUCUGGAUUGUGUGUAUCAGCUAUUCCAUCAGUUUCCAGGAAGUUUCGAGUUCGAUUCACGCUAUUUGGUGAUGUUGUUCGAGCACAGUUACUGCAGCCAGUAUGGAACAUUCCUGGGCGAUAGCGAACGGGAACGUACCGAACUGCGAGUACGGGAACGCACCACUAGUCUUUGGAGUCAUAUCAACCGACCGGAAGUGAUCGAUACCCUGCUCAACCCGAUGUAUGUACCGAACAUGACGGUUAUUUGGCCUUCGGUAGCUCCUCUCAGUCUCACGCUCUGGUCCGAGCUAUAUCUCCGUUGGGUUGUCGACCAAUCCCAGUCGAAGUCUUUUCGAACGGGUAUGCAGAUGAUCGUGUCCGAGGAAAGGGAACUCGAAAGCAGGGUCCGCAAAAUGCGACGGGAGCUGUCGGAACUGCAACGCGAAUUCCAUCGAUUGAAGGAGGAGGAAAGUCUACUAGUUGACACCGAGGACGAAAUCGACGACAAUGAAAACUGCUGCCGUAAUCGCGGUCACCGCAAACCAUGUUUUGCCAGCCGAGCUCCACGUAAACCAUUAUAGCGUCGCCAUUUCUGGACCGAUUUCAAUGGUAAACAGUGAAAAAGAUAC